Molecule: messenger RNA, 2046 nt
Organism: Scomber scombrus (Atlantic mackerel)
Lineage: Eukaryota; Metazoa; Chordata; Actinopteri; Scombriformes; Scombridae
Product: neuronal calcium sensor 1
Exons: 10
Coding region: 316-888 (190 amino acids)
Molecular function (GO): calcium ion binding; calcium sensitive guanylate cyclase activator activity
Source: RefSeq, a predicted model, not a curated record
GCAGCACGGACGGUCAUACGAGCAGCAGUGAGUCGCUCCGGAACUCGGCGGAGGAGGAGUAAAACAGCUUUUGGAUAGCGGCUCCCGUGCUGUGCUUUGUUUGGGGCUUGACUUCCUACUUCUCCUACUCAGUUUCAUACCCAGGACCACAAGGCUUGAGUUCUGUUCAAGAUGAUGAUGUCCCUCAGAAGGACAUCAUUGGCCGUGGACACAGAGACCAGAUGUUUGCAGUGAAGAGAAGCAGACGGGAGAGGAGGUAGUAACAGGUGCAGCCUAUCAAGGUGGAUUUGAGGGUGUGGAGGAGAGCUGAAGAUCAUGGGUAAAUCAAACAGCAAGCUCAAGCCAGAGGUGGUGGAGGAAUUGACAAGGAAAACCUACUUUACAGAGAAAGAGGUGCAGCAGUGGUACAAAGGCUUCAUUAAGGAUUGUCCAAGUGGGCAGCUUGAUGCUGUGGGCUUUCAGAAGAUAUAUAAGCAGUUCUUUCCUUUUGGAGAUCCCACGAAGUUUGCCUCUUUUGUCUUCAAUGUAUUUGAUGAAAAUAAGGAUGGACGCAUCGAGUUCUCGGAGUUCAUCCAGGCCUUGUCAGUGACUUCUCGGGGGACUCUGGAUGAGAAGCUGAGAUGGGCUUUUAAAUUAUACGACCUUGAUAAUGAUGGCUACAUCACCCGCGAUGAGAUGCUGAACAUUGUCGAUGCCAUAUAUCAGAUGGUGGGGAACACUGUGGAGCUGCCAGAAGAAGAAAACACCCCAGAGAAGCGAGUGGACCGUAUUUUUGCCAUGAUGGACAAGAAUGCAGAUGGGAAGCUGACUCUGCAGGAGUUUCAGGAGGGCUCAAAGGCAGACCCCUCUAUUGUUCAAGCAUUGUCACUUUAUGAUGGACUUGUAUAGGAAUGUAAGAUGGAUCCAACUAAGCAUCUUCCUGCGCGUAAAUGCCAAAUCCAGCACCAUCACACCUGUAACGGGAGGAGGCCACACGGUCUCCCGUUUAACUUGCUCACCCAGAAGUGGACUGUCAACUUUUGUCGCACGACAUUUGUGUCAGUAGCUGUUCGUCUACAUUUCCACUAAGGAUCGGGAACAAAUCUAUAUCCUCUGAUGUGAUGGAGAAUUCAAACAUGUCGGCUAAACCCUCAGUCAUUUAUCUGUGCUUCUACAGCUAUGUGGCACCGCGUACACCCUUGAGUGUUUGUGGACUAUGUAGCAUUUCUGCAAGCGCAGUGUUGUGGUUUCCCCAUGGACAGAUAGAGGAACUGAAACCCCUCAGAGUGGUAAGUGUGUGUGUGUUGUUCACAUACUGUAAACCAAGGGAUGCACGUGAACUGCUCAGAGGAACUGUGCUGCUGUUUCAUCACCACAUGGAGUGACUAAACCCGGACGAAUCUGGAAAAAUGUGUUAUAACGUGAACACUAACUUAAAAUUACAAAGCAGUAUAGUGUAUAUUGUAUAAUGUAAAUAUAAAUGUAAUUUAUUUUCUGCUUUGCUGCGUUUAAUGGGAAUUUCCUCAUAAAAAUGGAAUGAAUUUUUAUUUUUAUCAAAGUUGUUGAAAUGUAUUGCACUGUAUUUUUCAUUAUUAUUGUGAGAUUGCUUUUUUUCUCACAAUCAGAGGUUUCCUUUCCUCAGAGAACAGGGUUUUUAUUUAAAGAAGAGUGUUGAAGGAGCGAGGAGUUUUCUAUGGAUUAGUUUACUAUGUUUGCAGUCUGUGCAUCCUAUUGUGUUUUCACUUCCUCGUUAGCACAAGCGUCUAGUGUCUGCAGUGUUGCACUGCCACAUCCUGAAUGACAUGACCAAGCAACACAGCCAAUUCUCUCAGCUUACAUCUGAAUUGAGGCUCAUUAUUUCUUUUGAGAGCAUCGUCCUCCAACCUCAGCACACACAAAGCCAUGGUCAUUGAGAGGCACAAACAGACAUCAAUUCUGGUUGUAAAGCUUUUGCGAGCUCUGUGGUUGCAAUUGUCCACUCUGUAUUUGUCCUUUGUGAGGCCAGAGCAUGUGAUUAUACCUUUUAAUCAUUCUUGAUUAUUUUAGUUGGAGCAUUAAGGUGUUUUA